AUGGCUUCUUCUUCUUCUUCUUCACCAUUAUCAAGCCCCAAUCCUUCAGCGUCAUCAAACGAAGAACGUCUUUACGAUGUCUUCUUGACUUACCAAACUAGAUGUAAAACCAUAGCUUCUCUCGAAACCUCUUUAAGGGAUGCUGCAAUCAGAACAUUCAUAGACCAGGACGAGGAAAUCUCGCCAAGGUUGUUGGAAGCCAUUGAGCAGUCCAGAAUUGUUAUCUUGGUUUUGACGAAGCACUUUGGUGCUUCCAGAUAUUGCCUGGAUAAAAUCGACAUAAUAAUAAAUUGGCACAAAAAUAUGGGCAAGAACGUGUUGCCAAUAUAUUGUGGAGUGAGUCUAUCAGAUGUACGUCAAGAGGUGGGUAGUAUUGCAGAAUUAAUGAGCAGAGGAGAUCUGCAGAAACGUGAAUUUUUCCGAUGGAGAAGUGCCUUUACUGAAGCUACGUCGCUGUCCAGUUGUUCAAUCUCAUCCAAUUGUUGCAGGGAAGAAGCCACAAAAGCUAAAGUUCUAGAGGAUGAAGUGAACGAGUCGACUUUGGGCACAUUUGAUGCCAUGCCACUAAUAGUAGUUGAGGGCAUAGAGGAGCUUGUUGCCUUGGUCGACUUUGGAUUUGAAGGACAGGAGUCAAAUCACAUUGGAAGGGAGGACCAAGAUGAGGAUCUAGGAGGCAAAGCUAGAAGAGGGAGAUGCAAGGCAAAGGAGGAAGAAGAGGAGAAGACAGCUUGUGCGUUUUGGCACUUCAGCUAA
Prosopis cineraria is the source of this 753-nucleotide messenger RNA. RefSeq names its product disease resistance protein RUN1-like. Bases 1 to 753 code for a protein of 250 amino acids. The record is from RefSeq and is a predicted model, not a curated record. Lineage: Eukaryota; Viridiplantae; Streptophyta; Magnoliopsida; Fabales; Fabaceae. Gene Ontology annotation, biological process: signal transduction. The transcript has 2 exons.